AAUCGUGGCUCGAGGGGCGGAGGCUUUUCAUCCACACUCUGAUUAUGAGUCAGUUACCAGACAUAAGCGAAACAAUAACAGUUGGUGGUACUUUGUAUCCAAAACCUUCAAAGGCAAGUUGAGUCUUUAGCGCGUUUUGGCGCAUCAAGCUCUUGAGUAUAUCGGAGGUUUCAUAAGAGGAGCACAACGCUCUCCACUUUUAAUCACAUUAGGAGCCUUUAAUGUUCAAUCCUGUUUUUUUUCCUUCCCUACAGUAGCGGUGCAGGAGUGGCCAAAGCCUAAAGCAGCGAUUCAGAUCAGAUUUCACCUAAACCAGCUGGGAGAGAGACCGAGAGAAAGCGAGAGAGAGGGUUUGUCAGUCUCCCUCCUCCCAAAUCCAGAAAAGCUUACCAAGGAAAAAGGAGGAGUGGGCUGGGAGAGAGACACCGAGGAAUCCAGAGGAAUUUCCGAGGAUAUUUUCUCUUCUUUCUUUUUUCCUCUCUUCCCCUCUUUGAUAUUAAAAUUUUAAAAGUUGGAGUGGAGGCAGCAGGGACCGUGGUCAAGGAUGGACGAGCAGCCUCGGCUGAUGCACUCCCACGGGGUAGGCAUGGCCGGACACCCCGGCCUGGCGCAGCAUAUGCAGGAUGGCACGGCAGGGACGGACGGAGAGGGAAGAAAGCAGGACAUCGGAGAUAUAUUACAGCAAAUAAUGACCAUCACAGACCAAAGCUUAGACGAAGCACAGGCGAGAAAACAUGCACUCAACUGCCACAGAAUGAAACCGGCUCUCUUCAACGUCUUAUGUGAAAUAAAGGAGAAAACAGUGCUCAGUAUUCGAGGUGCCCAGGAGGAGGAGCCUCCAGACCCCCAGCUGAUGAGACUGGACAACAUGCUGCUGGCGGAGGGCGUGGCCGGACCGGAGAAAGGCGGCGGGUCGGCAGCUGCGGCCGCCGCAGCGGCAGCCACCGGCGGCAUUGGCGCCGACAACUCAGCAGAGCACUCUGACUAUCGGGCCAAGCUGUCUCAGAUCCGGCAAAUUUACCACACGGAGCUGGAGAAGUACGAGCAGGCGUGCAAUGAGUUCACCACCCAUGUGAUGAACCUGCUGAGGGAGCAGUCUCGAACACGACCCAUCUCGCCCAAAGAGAUCGAGCGCAUGGUCAGCAUCAUCCACCGCAAGUUCAGCUCCAUUCAGAUGCAGCUGAAGCAGAGCACCUGUGAAGCUGUUAUGAUCCUGCGCUCACGCUUUCUUGAUGCCAGGCGAAAAAGGAGGAACUUCAACAAACAGGCGACAGAGAUCCUAAACGAGUAUUUUUACUCCCAUCUCAGUAACCCCUAUCCCAGCGAGGAGGCCAAAGAAGAACUGGCCAAAAAAUGUGGCAUCACAGUGUCACAGGUAUCAAACUGGUUCGGGAAUAAGAGGAUCCGAUACAAGAAAAACAUCAGCAAGUUCCAAGAAGAGGCCAACAUGUAUGCAGCGAGGACUGCAGUCAAUGCAACCAGCGUGUCCGCUCACGGCAGCCAGGCCAACUCCCCAUCUACUCCCAAUUCAGCAGGUUCUGCUGGCUCUUUUAACAUGUCAAACUCCGGAGACUUGUUCAUGAGUGUGCAGUCCCUCAAUGGGGACUCGUACCAAGGGGGGCAGGUUGGGGCCAACAUACAAUCCCAGGUGGAUACCCUUCGCCAUGUUAUCAGCCAGACCGGAGGAUACAGUGACAGCCUCGCAGCCAGCCAGAUGUACAGUCCACAGGGCAUCAACACAAACGGUGGCUGGCAAGAUGCUCCGACUCCUUCGUCAGUGACAUCGCCCACAGAAGGACCCGGAAGCGUUCAUUCAGAUACUUCCAACUGAAUAUAUCCAUCUCUACACUCCAUCCACGAAAAACAAACAAAAAAUGUAAAAAACAUGAACUGACGUUGCUAUUCGCAGUAUUAAAAAAAAGAAGAAGAAGAAACGGAAUUCACUGCCCCACCGUACGGCGAGGUACCACGAAAUCCUAACCAGAAAAAUUCAAUAAUAUUUCCUCUGCUUAUAACGAUGGACUUUUGGGAUACAAACAAAAAGUUUCACAAUAAAAAAAUAUUUCAAAAAAUUAAACGAUAUUGCAAUCAAUGGAGAUGUUUGUACAGAUUUCACAUUAUAAUCAGAGGGCUGGGGUUCCUUAUUCACUCGUAAUGUUUUCGCUCAUUAUGACGAUAAGAUAAAGCAAAGAAAUAAAAUCAUUGGUUUUAACUGAAAAUACUUCAUUCUACCUCUCAGCCACUUAAAAAAAAAAAAAAAGUAGAAAAAUGUCAGUGACCAUUAUUUGUUUUGUAAAAAUGAAACUUUUGUCUUUGCGAACAAGAGGCACAUCUUCUUACUUACAUUUUGUUGUCUCUCACCUAUUCUAUGGUACGCCAUUUAGACUUAAAUAUUGCUCAGUUGUUUACAAUGUGUGCUUGACAAAAAGUAUGUUCAUCUUCCCCUCGCUGUCUCCGACGAGUCAAAACCAAGUUCUGUCAGGAGAUUUUUACCUCUAAGGUAACCCUGUGAAGUAUGUUAUCUGUAAAACAAUAAAUAAAUACCUGUCAUCAAAUCA
Molecule: messenger RNA, 2558 nt
Organism: Maylandia zebra (zebra mbuna)
Lineage: Eukaryota; Metazoa; Chordata; Actinopteri; Cichliformes; Cichlidae
Source: RefSeq, a predicted model, not a curated record